Porites lobata is the source of this 5124-nucleotide messenger RNA. NCBI's taxonomy places the organism in Eukaryota, Metazoa, Cnidaria, Anthozoa, Scleractinia, Poritidae. The record is from the annotation of a GenBank genome assembly.
UUAUUUUCAGAUGUGCACGCCGAUCCAUGCUUCUACGCUUUGCGUCGCUCCAAUGGGGUCAUCAGCUCCAGUAUAACCAACAACUACUCCUUGUACAGUUGCACGUGGAUUAUUACAGCAGAAUCUAACCACACUGUCAAGUUGACCUUUACCACAUUUAAUCUCUUUGAUUAUUUGAUCUAUAGGAGCGAGAUUAAAGUCUUUGAUGGAAAAAGUAAGAAUGAUACCUUGCUGGGUAUUUUUAGUGGAUCUAGACGCCAAUUCGUCGUACGAACAAGUGGUAAAUUCAUGAUGUUAACCUUUAAAAGGUAUCAUGAAUUUGGAUUUUUUAACUUCGAGGGAGUCUACUCUUCAACCUCAAUAAAAGGUGAGCUAUAUAUACCAAGGAAACAAAUCAAAACUUUUCGAAGAAAAUUCUCAGGGUGAAUUAUGAAAAGACCUCAUUGGUUAGAAUAGUUAAGCUAUAACUUAUUAUUCUAUAAUCAUAAAAAACUCCCAAUAAUAACGUCCAAUAUCAGUUUUCUAUAUAGGUAGAUAAAUGAAGAAUGUCUCUCCUACAUGACCUUGUAACAGGGCCUCGUGAAAGAACAAAUGAUUCCUAAUAUUUCGUACAGAAAUACCCUAUCUAUCUAUUCUUAUGUAUAGAAAAUUCCAUCACUGUUUUUUAAUUCGUGCUCACCGCAAUGAAAUAUCCGAGAUUAGAGCGGACAUAACGGACACGGAUAAUUAACGGAUAACGGACAUCCAGAACAUUGUUCUCCAAAAGCACAAAAGGAAUCCUAGGAUACAACUCAUUUACGUCGAGGUAUUGACAACUGAAUAAAGCAUUAAUUUUUUCUUUAACUUAGUUUGUCUUCUCAGAAUAUCUUUAAAAACCUCUGGUAAUAUAUUGUUGUAAAUAAUAUUUUAAGUCGUAUUUCAAGGAAUAGUUUUUCUGUGGUAUAACUCAGAAUCAAUGAAUUAAAGCUAAUGAAAUAACCUGUUUUUAGGUAAGAAAAAAAUUAGUGUAAAGCUUUUACAUACACUUUACACUUCAUUGAUGCUCCCUAAGUGGGCUUUUCAGCUCAAUAGAAUAAAAAAAUACAAAUAUAUAAAUUAAUUGAGAAUGUAAGUACAAUAAUAUUAUAAUUACAAAAUAUAUAUCAAUAAUAUAAUAUAUCAACUUAAUAAAACAUUUGCAAGAUGACGUCUAAAAUUCCUGGGGCAUUUUAAGGACUUAAUGUUAUCAUUCAAGGAGUUCCAGAGUUUGGCUCCUCUGAAAGCAAAGGAGCGCUGCCCUGUUGACAGGCGACAUAAAGGAAUAUCCAAAGCACCAGAUGAUCGAGUUUGUCUAUUAUGGACUUGAGAACGUGAUUUAAACAUAUCAGCAAGAUAGUCUGGAACAAGCUUGUUAAUACAUUUGUGCAUCAUAGUAGCGUCAUUUAGAAUGAGUUUCUCUCUAAUAGGAAGCCAUUUCAACGAUCGCAACCCAUCCGAAAUAUGGUCAUACUUUCUUAGUCCCAGAAUAAUUCGCCCAGCAAAGUUUUGGACUUUUUGUAACUUGUCAAUAUUGCUGCUGCUGGUAUUACUCCAGACAGUUGAACAAUAUUGGAGUUUACUAAAGACAAAUGAAUUUAUUACUAACAGAAGUGUUUUCCUAUCCAGGAGGUGCUUGAUUCUGUUAAUUUGGUACAAUUUAAAAAGGCAUUUAGAGGCAAUCUCAGUGAUAUGUUGGUUAUAACUGAGGCGUGUGUCGAGAAGAACACCCAAGUCCUUAACGACAGGCACCCUGACUAAGAAAAAAUCCUGCUAUUUUUUGAGAUAAUCGAAAUAUCGUCUUGUCAACAUCCCGGUAUGAUCAACUUAUAGUUUCGGUUAUCUAGGCCUAGACUACGAGAAGCCUAUUUUUUUUAGUCUGUCGAGCAAAACGCGCGAGAGAAGAAAAUGGCCUCGCGAGUGACUGAGGGCGCGAGACGGGGGGGCGAGAAAAUUAUCCUUCAAGGUAAGGUGGUUUUUUUAUGGUGUAGAAGUAAAAGUCUACUUACGAUUUCAAGCUGAAGUAGGUCUUUUGACUUUCUUUCAUUUUAACCUGAUAUCACAACCGCGGGAGAUGUCUUUUGAGUAAGUUCGGUUUUCUUUCCAGAAGCUUAUAUGUGUCCAGCCGCGUGGGCGUCAUAGGUGCAAGCUAACGUUCUUUCAAUCUAGACCCCAGAGCUCUUCUGCGCAUGACGGCCUGGAAGGGAAGAGCUUUGAGGAACCCUGGAGCAAGACCGUCUCUGAUUGGUUUCAAUACAAAACAAUAAAGGUGUUUCUGAUUGGUCCGUUCACGUUUGUGAGAAAGUGGGUGAACUCGCGCCGUGCUGAACGCAUGAGCGGGUUUUUCCUGGAAAUGCUGAAGUAAACACGCCAGGCCGAUUCUCGAUUUCAGCGAUUCCAAAGCAACAUCUGUGCGACUAUGUUUUGGUAGAAUAACUAGAUUCAUCAAUUUUUAAAUAAAGUGCGUUAGCUACAUAUCGAAAAUUAACCAACAAAAAGACUUUAUUGUGAAAAAUCAGUGGCGAAUCCAGACCUUCAGAUAAGGGGGGGCGGUCAUCCAGACCCUGAGAUAAGAGGGGGGCCCAGUCUCCCAAAAAAUUUUUUUAGGUCCUAUGGGCCUCAUUUUGGUCGAAAAAUAAGGGGGGGGCGGGACCCCCGGGCCCCUCCCUUGGAUCCGCCACUGAAAAUAAAAUGAACAUGCAACGACACAUUACAAGUAUAAAUGAAAACGUUAGCUUCAUCUGGUAAAUUGUCAAAAAACAGACUUGCAAGUAAAAGGUAAAUAGAAUAUAAAAAUAUAUCGGUGAUGGGUGUCAGAAGAAUAUAUGCUUCUGUGUGUGUACAAUGCGACUAGAAUAGACCUGCAUAAUUAUAGUUGUAUUCGUUUCCCACAAUAUCACAUUUCAAAGUAGCUUUAUUGAAACGUAUGGGGGAAAACUGAUGAAGCAUCUAGAAAUUUGUUCACCGACAGACUACUUGCCAGCGACUGAAGCCUUUUUGUCAUUUCAGUUACCUACUGUUUUAAAAUUAUCGUGUUCUUAAUUGUAGAGCUGCCACAGAAUGAAAUAUUAAAUAGAUUUAGCCAGGGCUAAAAGCGAAUCUCUCGUCACUAUACUUAUACACGCAAUUUACUCACAAAAUCGUGUAAUGCUAAACGGCGACGGGCAUUGAGAACGACAAAAAAAUAAUAACAACAACAACAACAAUAAUAGCACCAACAAUAGGUCUAAUUAGCAAUAAAACAACUUUGCAACUGAAAACACUUUUUUGUACAUUUCUUUGCCGUUGUUGUUCCACGACUAUAACGUGAAACUUUCUAUGUUUUUGCUUUCUUUUUCACUGCCGCUCAUUUUCACCUUACUGGCCGCUAACAUUUCUCAUUUUGUCACCACGGUUAUAAUUCUUUUGUUGUAAAUCAGGGCGUAAUUAUUUAACAAUUAAUGAAUGAGGCUGAGUAUCUUAUGAAGAAUUAUGGAGAUCGAGGAGGGUGUUAUCCGUCCCCAGGUCUUCUCGGUUAACGGUGCCUUAACCUGCACGAACGCCGCAUUUGUAUAUUUUGAAUGAAUAAUAAUAUUAAUUCAUGUCAUGACAUGUAUUAAAGACUUCAGUCCAAGAGACGAUUUCAAUGGCCUCGCGUUAAUAUUAUACACCUGCUUAAAUUAAUUUUUGGUCGCAAAUGGAAAGAAAAAUUUUUAAGAAAAUACCCAGUUCUGGUGAUGGCCAGAAAAGGUAAGGGUAAUCAGCUACAGUCCUGCUCUGAGGCUCGUUGAUCCUUUUUAAACGCCAAGCCGGCUAAAAAACAAACUAACAAACACAAAGAAAACACAAGUCUUCAGAAGCAUUUCAGCCACUCUGACUUGCUGUCUUGAAUAAAAAGUGUUCUUUCAUUACGUUUUGAUUGUCAGUCUUAAUUUCCUCAGUAAUGUGUUGUGAUUUUUGUUCCUUUCGCGGACUGUGUCAGCAUGAUACGCGAGCGAAAUGUUUCAAAAUGAUUUAAGCAUGGCGUGUGAUUUGCGCCUGUGUUUACAAAUUAACCCUUUUUUUCAUUCUCGCCGAAAAGCAAUUCUUCGAUUAUUUUACCGACAGACAUCAUAACUUUGCCAAAAUGACUUAUAUAUUGUUAUUACGUUCUUUUUGUUGUUGCGUUGAUAAUUGUAGUUGAAGCAGUCUAGCGCACAUUUAACGGAAUUAAAAUACACAACACGCAAAGGGGAGUUUGACUUUGCUAGGUCACAUACGCCACUGAAUUUUCUAAAGCAUGUUCUAAACAGCGUUAAGUAUCUCACCUGGUCUCCGUAAUAGUUCUUUCUCGACGGCAAGACGUAAUGAGUUUGCCCACGUUCCUUGUCAAUUAUUUUAACACAACGGAUGUCUCCAAAAGUCAGUCACUCAUUUUAUAGGGAAGAGCAUAACUUUCCUCGCCAUUAAAGACGAACAUUGCUUAUUUCAAUUUAUAGAUAUGCCGAAGAUAAGGAUUCCGUUGUCAGUGAUACGUAGUGUACCAAAGCAUUAUACCUGGUUCAUGGUGGAAGGCACCCCACCCAUUCAAGCUAGGUUAGCCAACUCAUCUACACGUUUGGAGGGUGGAGCAAUGGUAAAAGGACUUAAAUUCACUCAGACGGGAAACUACACAAUUCUGGCAAAAAAUGAUGCAGGAAAUAGCUCCAAAACGGUGGACGUUAACGUCAUGGGUAGGGCUUUGUCUCAAGCUAACAUGUUAAUAUGUCGAGCCAUAUUUCAGCACCACCCUGUGAUACUUGUGUUAUUUUUUGCUCAUAUUCAGCGUCUUUCCUGAUCGAACGAGUCAACUGUGUUGCUUUUGAACUGAACGCACUGAUGGUGUAUUUUUUCAAAGCAGAGAAGACGUUUUCAACAUAGUAGUUUAUAACGUAAUUUAAUAAACACAUUUGGUUUAAAAUUCUGCCCUUACUUUUCACUUGUCGCUAUUUACCUGAGACAAGAUGCAUUGACCUCGCAGAUUGCAGGCAUUUAUGUCGAAGCAGGGGUUUUAUGAAUGGUGCUGGGCAAGUCACCAACGAUCAUGACUGCAGUGGAGGCAAUGCUACAUAUAUCUGGAAGUGUAUACCAACAACAACUACUAAUUUGUAA